AUGAGAUUUCAGGCCAAACAUCAGAGAACUCAUACAAGACCCUACACAUGUGAGGAAUGUGGGAAAACUUUUAGUCGUAGCUCAUUCCUUAUGAGACAUCAAAGAAUUCAUACUGGAGUGAAACCGUAUGAGUGUGAGCAGUGUGGGAAAACAUUUAGAUGUCGAUCGUUUUUUACUCAGCAUCAGAGAAUCCACACUGGAGAGAAACCAUAUAAAUGUAAUGAAUGUGGGAAUUCCUUCCGCAAUCAUUCGCAUCUCACUGAACACCAGAGAACACAUACUGGAGAAAAACCUUACAAAUGUAAUAGAUGUGGGAAGGCCUUCAGUCAGAACACACACCUCAUUCAUCAUCAGAGAAUUCACACUGGUGAGAAACCUUAUUUAUGCAAUGAAUGUGGCUCUUCUUUUCGCAAACACUCAAAUCUUACACAACAUCAGAGAAUUCACACUGGGGAGAAACCAUAUAAAUGUGAUGAGUGUGGGAAAACUUUCCAUACAAAGGCAAACCUCUCUCAGCAUCAGAGAAUUCAUACUGGAGAGAAACCCUAUAAAUGUAAGGAAUGUGGGAAAGCCUUUUGUCAGAGCCCAUCCCUUAUUAAACACCAGCGAAUUCAUACUGGAGAAAAACCGUAUAAAUGUAAGGAAUGUGGCAAAGCUUUUGCUCAGAGCACCCCACUCACUAAACAUCAGAGAAUUCAUACAGGAGAAAGACCCUACAAAUGCAGUGAAUGUGGUAAAGCUUUCAUUCAGAGCAUUUGCCUUAUUCGGCAUCAGAGAAGUCACACUGGAGAAAAACCCUAUAAAUGCAAUGAAUGUGGAAAGGGCUUUAACCAGAAUACCUGCCUCACUCAGCAUAUGAGAAUUCAUACUGGAGAGAAGCCUUAUAAAUGUCAAGAAUGUGGGAAAGCCUUUGCUCACAACACAUCUCUUACUGAACAUCACAGAACUCACACUGGUGAGAAGCUCUAUAAAUGUAGUGAGUGUGAGAAAACCUUCCGGAAGUAUGCACACCUUAGUGAACAUUACAGGAUUCACACUGGUGAGAAGCCUUAUGAGUGUGUUGACUGUGGGAAAUUCUUUAGACAUAGUUCAGUCCUUUUCAGACAUCAGAAACUUCACAGUGCUGAAUAA
Messenger RNA from Budorcas taxicolor (takin), 1131 nucleotides. RefSeq names its product zinc finger protein 502 (gene ZNF502). NCBI's taxonomy places the organism in Eukaryota, Metazoa, Chordata, Mammalia, Artiodactyla, Bovidae. The record is from RefSeq and is a predicted model, not a curated record. Bases 1 to 1131 code for a protein of 376 amino acids. The transcript is spliced from 2 exons.